Molecule: messenger RNA, 7515 nt
Organism: Amoebophrya sp. A120
Lineage: Eukaryota; Dinophyceae; Syndiniales; Amoebophryaceae
Source: the annotation of a GenBank genome assembly
AUGAACAAAUCGCGAAGUGCCGCCGCUGGGUCUGCUGCAUCCCAUGGCUCUUCUUCCCACCAGCAGCUGCGCCACAUUUCCUCCUCCGCCAGUCUGAGCACCGCCGCGAGCAGUAACAACGUGGAGCUAUUUCAGCUGUGGGCGGUGCGAGACGAGACAAGCGGGGCAGGCUGCGAGGAGCACAUCUCAAAGGAGGGGAAGAUUCAUUUCUCUAGUACCGCUGCUACUGGUACCACGCUUGUUUCAGGGAUAAAACCGAGCCAGGUGUUGUCUCCCGCACAAGCGGCCGAAGCUCUGGCUGGACCACCUCGUAUCUCUCCGGUGAAGCUGUUGCACAAUACAGAGAGUGCCACUCCUAGCGAAUGUGGACAAAGCAAAGCUGCUAUACAGGACCAGCAAAGAGAUUUGCACGUUGUGGAUCGCGACCGGCUGCUGAAAACGCUACUCGACCAGAUGCCAAAGAUCACCCGGGAACUCAUCCGCCUAAUCAAGCGAUGGUUCAAAACCCGCAUCUAUUGUGAGGAAAAAUCCCCCCUCCCCAUAUCGAAAACGUACGUAGCAGAAAAUUUGCAAUGCUGAUUUGCGACCACAAAUCAUCUCUGUCUUGCAAGAAGGCAACUCCACAGGCUCCGCCGCUUUAUGCAGGCGAUUUGUGACGCUGUUGGGCCUACAGCGCAGACGUUUCUCAUGCUAAGAGCCUAGCCCGAAACCUCUCGGCUCAGGCUUGGUAUGGGCCUGCAGUCCUCUCCAGCAAGACAAAUCUGAUCUCUGUACGCAAAUCCAGCGCCACAAACUUCGUUUUGAUAUGGGGUGGGGGAUUUUUCAUUUUGAUAGCAUCAAGCUCGUCGGCAGCAGUCGCAGCGGAGGCUUGAACUCGGUUACACUGACAAUCCUGGCGUUGAAGUUCCUUUUUGACUGGAACAUCGACGUGUUUGCGAUUGAAAAGAAAGUGGAAGAAGGUAGUAGCUGUCGGACUGGUAGUUGUACAACAUCAGCGGGAGGUCUUGUAAAUGCGCCAGUUGCAGCAGCAGCAGUACCUCCAGCACUAGGACAUCAAGCUCAAGGGCAGCCUCUAUCAGGCAACGCGGAGGAUGAGAUCAUGAAGCCGAAAAGUAGAAGAUUUUUCCAUCUCGAAGUCCUUCGUCUCUUUUUCAAGUUUUUGCAGUAUCUGUGCGAAUUUUAUGAAAACGCAGUGACACCUCGCCCAGGAGGAGUAGAGCAACAUGCAGUGGAAAAACCGGCGGACUUUUCACCUAGCGGAGGAGUUACCAGUGGUGCAGCGAGUACGGAAACAAUGCCUAGUAACAACAUCGUGCACAUGCACAGGCUGGUGCUGAAGGAUAGUAGUCACGUCGAAGGAGCCAAUGCCAAAGAAGACCCUCAGGACCCCCGCCGCGAUGAUCCGAUGUCGCCGUCAAUGGGCGGGUUUCCUGCGUCGGAGCAAGAACGCAUCAUCAAAAACAACCUCCCCUACCAUUUCGAGCACUCCCCGCUCCCGGUCGACGAUGCGAGUCUGUUGAACGAGAAUAUGCUCUUUUUCCUGCAGGACCCGGGAGUCGAUUUUGAGAAGGAAGAGCAGAUGAAGAGCAUCGCAUUAGGGGAUUUUGUAGAGGAGUUGGCGACUGGAACUGGAACUGCUUCUGGGCAACAGCAGCAACACCAGCAGCUUCGCCGUGGAGUGGUCACGAAGAUUAUCAAACGCAAAUAUGUCUGGGUCUGGAAGGAUGCAAGGUCUGUCAUGCACAUUUUGCAUGACUCCUGACGUCUGUGAUGCAUGCCACAGCAUCACAGAUUUUGUGAGGUCUCCCUGAUGCCUAUACCGCAUUAGAAAUGCCCUCUCGCUGUGGCAAAAACUGGACCUCUUUUACUGUUCAUGCAAUACAGAUUUUCAGAGUAUCCAAAUGCAGCAUCACAAGUUGCAACCUUCCAGACGCAGACAUAUUUGCAAUGCAUAAAGAUUGUGUUGCAGCAGUCCGAUGUCAAUCACGACGGCCUAGACGGUAUCGUAUUUAAAAACGUCCCCACCACAUAGUUGUAAUGCAAAUCUGCAUGCUGAAAAUGUUUCUCAUGCAGAGCCCCAUGAGAAGCGUUUUCUAGUCGUGUUUUGCGGUUUGUCAUGCUCCAAUCAGCAUGACAUACUAGAUCUGUGAUGCUGCUCCUCAACUAGCUCAAACAGCAGUACACCACGAGUUGAAAUUUGUCAUGCGAAACAGCCAAAACUUGUGGAUUUGUCUAGCCGAUUCCCCAUCUUGACUAUGUGGUGGGGACGUUUUUACAUGGGAUAGACGGCACCAGCUCUUUCUACGGAGCUGGAGCAGGCGGGGUCACGAAUUUCAUUUCGCCACAAGGGGGAUCAUUAUACGGUAGCGGCGGGAUGAUGAAUUCCACCGGUUUAUUGUCUGGACUUUCUGCGCAAGGAGCGGCCCAUGCUGCAAGCGGUAAUAAUAACCGUAUCAUCCAGAUCACGCAGCCGGAUUUUUUAGAUAAGAUUUAUCAAAAGGAAAAAUCCCCCCACCCCAUAUCGAAAACGAAAUUUGUGAUGCUGUAUUUGAGUACACAAAACGAGUUGUAAUGCUAGAAGCCCAAGAGCCGCAGGCGUGGCCUCGUUUGCAGGCAAUUUGUCAUGCUGUUUCCCACUUCCAGCUGCCUCCUGUCAUGCUGAAGAUGCAAAGCCAUCCCACGCCACCCUGCACGACAGUCCGCAUCUUUUCCCUUCUAGCAUGACAAGCUGAUUUGUGACCACAAAUCUGCAUCACAGAUUUCCGUUUCGAUAUGGGGAGGGGGGAUUUUUCUUCUUGAUAAGAUUGAGGUGAAGUUCUCGAGUAGUACUUCUACAGGUGGAACUAUCCAAGAAAAAAACUGUGUAAGUGUAAAUCUGUGAUGCAGAACAUGAAACAGAGUUACACCUGUCAUGCCAGACAUCCAUGCAGUCCUCCUUUCAUGUGUGUUUUCCCUUACAAAUCACGCAUGACAGGUUUUCUGUGUCAUGUAGAGCAAACUUGUGAUGCUGUCAGCCAAGGAAAGUUACACUAGCACAGUUUUUUUCUUGGAUAGGAACGAAAGGUAGUACAGCAAGUAGUACAACUACUUCUCAAAUGAUAAAAAAGGAAUUCCUAGCCGAGGAAAUUUGGAACGUCGAGGUUUUCCAACUGACAGAGCAGACCGCGUUGCACGACAUGUUUCUGCAACAACCCAUCGGGAUUCUCGGGAAGGGGAGCAAAGUGCUAGUUUUGUCCUCGAAAUCCUGCUCCCCCGAAGGGCCAGAGACCGACAACACGUGCGCCGCGGCCGGGAGCGAAGGCACAAGCAGCAACUGCAUCGUGAAGGUCCGGGUUUUGUCCGGGGUGGCGCCAAAUGUGAAUGCGGCGACGAUCAUGAGCAGUAGUUCGGGUGGAGGAGCUUCUUCUACGAAUGCAGCAGGUAGAGGCACGACCUCGUCAGGUGUAUCAGUCGCGGGUAGGAGGAAACUGAGCUCUGCUGCGCCGGAAUUCUGCCCGGGAGCGGACAGCGUCCCGGGAUACGACCCGGAGUUUUGCUCCUACACGGGUGCUAGCGCUUCUAUGCACGAUCAACAAAGCAUAGACUUUGCAGCCUUGCACCAUCAUAUGAGCGGCUUAUCGGAGGAAAAAAGACGAGCUGCUUGUUUUUCACCACAACUUCUGUGGAUGGGACGAUUUUGAUUUUGCAGGAUCGGUAUGGGAAAAAUAGUCGCUGUCACGCAUGGCAAAUAGACAGAAUCUGGUCUGCUCGUGUUGUUCUAAGGAUAUGGAACCUGGCGACAUCGAGCAGCGGUGUCUUUCGUAUUUUUUCUAGCGAAAUUAUGCAAAUACCUCUGCGGAAAUUCUGCAUCGUCAUAUUGCAUUCACGACCCAUCGCACUGAAGAAGUUAGUAGAAGCAGUAAUUUUUCCUCACGAUGCAACUCCUCAUGGGCGGACCAUUUCAAUGUCGCAGAGAGUUUCUCGCAAGAGGGCCACCCGUGGGACGCCAGCAUGCACGAUGGUGGCGGCGCUACUAGAGCGUCUCACUGGGGCACGGGUGUAGCGGCAGCCGCUGCAUACGGCGAUCCACACAUGGCCAGCACUGCGACGAAUGGCUCUACAGCCAGUAGUUUUUUAGACUUGAGCAGUUUCUUCGCCGGAGGAGCCAUAGCCUCCACCGCCACGGCAGCGCUGCAGCGGGGAAAAAUCGGGUGGGUACCAAGAAGAGCCCUGAAGAAACUGUCGUCAUCAACAACGUCAGCUUCGUCCACUUCCAGCAGGAAAAAAGUGAAGAUCAAGCCGUACAAAAACGUGUUAAUCCCGACGAAGUUCCACCUCCCGCGGAUGCUCGACACCUACAACCACGCCUUGUAUACGUUGGGCAAGAUGCUCAGCAACAAAGUCUUCCGAGAAGGAAUUUUCUUCCCGGAGAUAUCGGCGGUUGUUCAUAACGCGCCGCUGGGAAAAGAGAAGAAGAACCCAUUGCUUGAGAAAAACGCAGCCUUGAUAGCGUUACUCCGAGGGGUUGAAGAGGAAUUUUGGCAGUGGCCACUACAGGAAAUAAUAACUACUCCAUCUCAACAAGAACGACCGUACAGCACCAGAUCUAUGCCCUACGAACUGCUUCCAGAAGGAAGAACUCCAGCCGGCUUGUUCCCCUUCGCUGAAACCAGUUCCUCGUUUCCCGCCCUCAGUAGCACUACCACAGCUGCGAGGACCUCCUCCGGGCAACAACAGCCGCCGCAUCCACUUCACGGGCCACAGCACGCAGACAGUCAGCCACUUCUACAGCUGCCGACCGAAGCAACACGUGGCGACAGUCGGAGAUCGUCUGGAAAUAAACCGGUUUCAUCAGCCUCAUCUGUGUGGGAUAACGUUGAUAUCGUUGAUGAUAUUAAUCCCGCCUCGUUCGCUGCAUCUUCAAGACCACCAACUACAUCUACGUGGUUUAUCGAGACCAUCCGAGAAGAAAUUCUCACCCGGUGUCCCAAAUUGGCCCUGAAAGCCAUUCUGACGAGCAAAGGGCACACCGCGUUUAAGCAAGGCCCGCCGGUUGGGGUGCACCUACAGGUGUUAUCUGCAGCAGCGAAACAUGGAGCAGUUGCUGGUGGCGCAGGUGGUGCAGGAGCCUCAUCAUAUCAAAUGCAAAUAUGUCUGGGUCUGGAAGAAUGCAAGAUUUGUCAUGCAUAUUUCUCAUGACCCAUGAAAUGAUGCCUGUAAUGCUUGACCUAGCAUCGCAGACUUUUAUAGGGCUUCCUGAUGCACCUUCCGCAUGAGAAAUGCCCUGUCCGUGUAGCACAAAUUGUACCCCUCUUGCUGGUCAUGCAAUACAAAUUUUUUUAGAGUCCAAAAACAGCAUGACAAGUUGCAUUCUUGUUCCAGACCCAGACACUUUUGCAUUUGAUACCUCAUCAGGCGGAACUACAAGUGCGGAGGAGGAAAUGUACGCCGACCGAUUGAAACAGAUUGUAGAGGACAUAAGGAAACUAGCCACUGCUAGAAAUAGUUGUACCACCAGCGCAACAAGUGUUGCAUCGUCAGUCGUGACCGCUCAACAACAACAAGCUUUAAUAAAUCCAGUGGAAAGCAUUCUAAAUCCGCCACUAGAUGUUGAUCGAGAACAAGCACCACUAGUACCGGCAACUGGGCCGGCCGGGCCGGCUGUAUUAACUUCGGCGUUUUUUUCUUCUCAUGGGCGGAAGCAGCAGGAUACUAACACUAAGGCAGCGCCAGGUCAAGGUGGGACCACGGGGGGAUAUCGAAUGUAAAAAUGUCUGGGUCUGGAAGAAUGCAACUUGUGAUGCUGCGUCUGCAUUAUCCAAAAAUCUGUAUUGCAUGAACAGCAAAAGAGGUCUGGUUUUGGCCACGGCGAGAGGGCAUUUCUCAUGCUUUAUAGGCAUCACAAAGCCCUCACAAGAUCUGUGAUGCUAGGGCAUGCAUCGCAGACAUCAGGAGUCAUGCAAAAUGUGCAUGACAAACCUUGCAUCCUUCCAGACCCAGACAUUUUUGCAUUUGAUAGGGGAAGGAAAAAAACAAAUCCGAUGGAGGAAAAUUGGAGCCACCCGAAAUGGAUAUCAAAUGCAAAAAUGUCUGGGUCUGGAAGAAUGCGCGGUUUGUCAUGCUGCUUUUCCAUGACCCAUGAGGUCUGGAAUGCAGGACCUAGCAUGACAGAUUCUGCGAGACCUUUCUAAUGCCUAUCCUGCAUGAGAAACUACCUCCCGACUUGGUAAAAAAUGGACGACUUUUGGUAAUUAUGCAACACAGAUUUUUGCAUGCUUCAGAUUUAGCAUGACAAGUUGCAAUCUUCCAGACCCCGACACUUUUGCAUUUGAUAAUGGAAUUAUGAUAGCAGUUUGAUAUUGAAACUGGGGGAAAAAGAACCAAACUGUACUACUUCCGGCCACGAACAGGCCUCGAUUUCCCUCUGGGCCCUAGUCGCUCGGACGAUUGUCAUCCGAGAAGCAUGAUCGCACAACGGGAAAUCAACGUUUAGAAGAAGACUACAUGCAUUUAUUACGUACUUCUAUAUGAUAGCAGAAUUUGGAAUUCAAUAGCAAAUAAUUCGCGGCCGGACAGCCGCAGGGCAUUUCAUUGUUCGUAAAAUCACAGUCAUAAACUUUUUCUUCAUAGCCGUUCGCUCCGGCUCUUACAGUGAUCUACUCUACUUUUGGACUUUAUACAUAAUUGCAACUCUUUUAUCAGAAAGCGCAACGAGAGGACUCACAAAUCCGUGCAAGGUCACGGGUACUAGACAAUCGCGCUUUUUAAUGAAACAUAACGACGCACUUCGUACGUUUCUAUGCAAAAUAGAAGCUUACCCGAAAAUGAUAUGUCGACCACCUACAAUUAGCGAUGCACCAUGUAGCUACACACCCAGCUGGCAAGGCCAGGCUUUUGAAAUGUAAUGCUGGCCAAGAUUUUGACGUUGCCGGGGCAGCUUUCUCGUAGAAGGACGAAAUCCUCGAAAACAAGGCAAAAGAUAGGAAGAAAACACGCCUUAGACGAGCUUUUGAUGAGCGUAGCAUUUUCAAUAACAGACGCGUGUGCAGAUAUUUUUUUGUAGAAGUUGUAAUAAUAGUACGACUACCAAAACCAAAUGAUACGACUUUGUCGCUCGCUCGCUCGCGCCUUCUAGAUAUAAUACAAAUUUCAGAGCACUGCUCUACUUCUCGGACAUUGUAAUUUUUUUACUGACACCACACCUAGUGAUUGCUCAAAAUAUUUUUUUUACAAAAUGAAUAUCAUUGUCAACGGCCUGUUUUUUCUUUUUCAAAAUAGAGAAGGAUACUCUCGAUGCCUAGGCCAAGUUUUGAUUUUAGACGUUUUUCCUUUUUGUGCCGGAAGAUGAUAAAGCGCAGUGCAAAUUUUUAUGACUACACAAACAAUGGAAGCAGCGAUUUAAUAAGCUGUACACAUCUAGAGACGAUAUUCAAUGAGCGAAAAUUUUAUGAAACCUCGCAAAGGUUCUGAAACUACAUUGCGACAUGACCACGACUGAUUCGCAAGUUUGCAACGAUGAUUUUGAACAUACAGGGC